Molecule: messenger RNA, 3093 nt
Organism: Dromiciops gliroides (monito del monte)
Lineage: Eukaryota; Metazoa; Chordata; Mammalia; Microbiotheria; Microbiotheriidae
Product: ataxin-2-like protein
Biological process (GO): cytoplasmic stress granule assembly
Cellular component (GO): cytoplasmic stress granule
Molecular function (GO): RNA binding
Source: RefSeq, a predicted model, not a curated record
AUGAUGAAGCCCCAGCCGCCUCAGCCAUCUCUGACCCGGCAGACACCCAUCCAGCAACCCGCACCAGCACGCGGACCUCCCGGGAACACCAGCACCACCAACGGAAGCCUCGGAGGGACCCCAGUCUCCGCUUCGGCCCCGGGGCCGUCUACCGCUGCUUCCCCGGUCCUCGGGCGUCUUGCUGGAGCCAGUCGGAUCCGUCGGAGAGGUAAGAAGGUUCUGCUGCCACAGCCGCCAACACAUCAGCAUCAGGAGGGGCCCAGGGGCGCUGUUACUGGCCAUACCAGGGGACAGAGCGCAGGAAAGGGGCCCCUUCCAUCACCUGUAUUUGAGGGUGUAUACAAUAAUUCUAAGAUGCUGCACUUUCUUACUGCUGCGGUGGGCUCCACUUGUGAUGUAAAGGUGAAAAAUGGUACCACAUAUAAAGGGAUUUUCAAGACUCUGAGUUCAAAGUUUGAACUAGUAGUGGAUGCGGUCCAUAGGACGGCUUCUGAGCCAGCAGGCGGUCCCCGUCGAGAAGACAUUGUGGAUACCAUGGUUUUUAAGCCAAGUGAUGUGAUGAUGGUUCACUUCCGAAAUGUUGACUUCAAUUAUGCCACUAAGGACAAGUUCACGGAUUCUGCCAUUGCCAUGAACUCAAAGGUGAAGAAUGGUGAUAAGGAGAAGGUGCUACAGCCCUGGGAAGGGGGUGAUGGCAACAGCGAUGACUACAACCUUGACUCUGAUAUGUCUAAUGGAUGGGACCCCAAUGAAAUGUUCAAGUUCAAUGAGGAAAACUACGGAGUGCAAACAACCUAUGACAGUAGCCUCUCUUCUUAUACGGUCCCCCUGGAGAAGGACAACUCAGAGGAGUAUUGUCAGCGGGAGCUCCGUGCAGCCCAACUGGCCCGAGAAAUAGAAUCCAGUGCCCAGUACCAGUUCCGUAUUGCUAUGGAGAAUGACGACGGACGGACAGAAGAGGAGAAGUAUAGUUCUGUUCAGCGACAGGACUCAGGUAGUGAUAGUCCCAGUUUAGUGGCUAGGGAAGGGACGAUGAGGGAGGGAGGCCCCCGAGGAGGAGUUCCCUGCAGCAGCUCCAGGGGCAGUCGACCUAGCAUUGGCUCCUUGCCCCCUUGGGGUGGCCCCCACCAUCCUGACAGCAGUGGUCCCAGUCCCAGUCCUGGUCCUGAGGCCCGUGGCAUCAAUGGAGAUCCUUCCCGCAUGUCCCUAAAAGCCAAGAGGCCCCCUAGAGGUGCAAAAACUAUGUCUUCCCCUAGAAGCCUGCCCCCUGGAGAAACUUCUGCCACAGUUGGUUGUAUGUGCCCCCCCUCCCCUAAGUCAGCUGCUCCUGCUCCAGCCUCAGCUUCCUGUCCUGAGCCACAUGUAGGCUCUGUAGUUCCCACCGCUUCGGCCUCCAUUCCUCCUCUUUCCUCAUCUAUGGAAACUGGAGCUGGCCUCAUUUUCCCAAGCUCUCCAAAGGUUACAGCUCCUAAUGAUGGGAAAGAACUACCUCAAAAGGAACCUGGGAGAACUCUGAAGUCACCAGAGCUAGCCCAGAUAGCUGGGAAAGCCCCUGGCCUUCAGAAUGAACAAAAACAUGAUCAGUUGAAAGAACUGAAGAACUAUGGGACUCAGUUUGAGCUCCAGUCCAGCAGUUCUCCUGAGGCCAGCCUGGAUCCUUUCUCCUCCUGCGACCCCAAGGAGGGUGGAGUGGAAGCCAAAGGAAAAGAAAAGGAGGUGGAGGGUCUUCUGACUCCAGAGCCCCUGCUGUCCUCUGGCUCCUCUAAAACAGAAUCUCCACCUGAAAAGGAAGAAAAGUUGUCUCUCUCCUCAACAGGAGGGGCUGAGGGCCCAGAGCAAUCCCAAACACCACAACAGAACCAAAUGGGCAGCCUUCCAGGGAGCAGCAGCAAGGGAGAUGACAAAGAGGGACCUGUCUCUGAUCAAGUGAAGAAGUCGACGCUGAACCCCAACGCCAAGGAGUUCAAGCCUUCGGAGCAUGUGUUGUCUAUGAUCAAGUCAUCCAGCACCCCAACUUCCCCAGGUCCCUGGACUCAUUCAACUCCUUGGAUCCCAGUGCUGACAGCAGACCAGAAUGGGAUGUAUAGCCCCCAGUACAUCCCCUAUGUACCUCAGAUCCACAUGGGACCAUUGGUGCAGGCUCCUCAGAUGUACCCAUACCCUGUAUCUAACUCUGUGCCUGAUCAGCAGGGUGAGUACUGGGAAGCUAAAGGUUCCUUGCCCCCCCAAUUUUCAGAGCAGCACCAACCACCCUCAGAAUCCCCUAUUAUGCAGGCUGCAGCAACUGCAGGGCCUCCUUUGGUGGCAGCCAUACCAUACUCUUCCUAUAUCCCCUACAAUCCCCAGCAAUUCCCAGGCCAGCCUACCAUCAUGCAGCCCAUGGCCUCACAGCCUGUCUUUGUCCGAAUGCUUCAGAGUAACCCAAGGAUGCUGUCAGGCAGCCAUGCCCAGGCCGUUAUCUCAUCUUUUACUCCUCAUUAUGCUCCAGCAGAUCAGCCCACCCCAAAAGUCCUUUAUGCCCCUGGUCACCAGUCCCAUCCACACCAUGCCAUGCAGCUCCAUGCCCACCAGCUGCAGCCAGCCACCACCCCUACUGGGAGCCAGCCACAGUCCCAGCAUGUGGCCUCCAGCCCUAUCCAGCAUCAGGCAGGGCAGCCACCACACUUGGGUAGUGGGCAGCCAGAACAAAACUUGUACCAUUCAGGUGCCUUAACAGGCACACCACCAUCUCUGCCGCCAGAACCCUCUGCCCCAUCCCCUCAGAGCAGCUUGCUUCAGCCAGUUGAAGUCUAUGCCAUCCAUGCCUACCAGCAGAUGCCCCAUGGCUUUAUCAAUAUGGCCCAUGCCACCCAGGCCCAACUCCAGACUGGAAUCAUAGCAACUCCACCCCUUCAUCCUGAGGCUCCCUACCUGCCCCAGGUGAUGCUACUUCACCCACCCCAGAGACAUGGGGGUCCACCUCAGGGGUUUGUGCCCCAGAGUGGUGUGUCUGCUCUUUCUGCUUCCACACCUUCACCCUACACCUACAUCGGACACAGCCAAGCUCCCUUCCACCCCGCUGGGGAACUGAAGAUGGUUCCAGCCUUCAUUUGA